Metarhizium brunneum ARSEF 3297 is the source of this 1848-nucleotide messenger RNA. The record is from RefSeq and is a predicted model, not a curated record. Lineage: Eukaryota; Fungi; Ascomycota; Sordariomycetes; Hypocreales; Clavicipitaceae.
AUGUCCGACCAAGACGGAAUGGUUCCCGACACCGGGUAUGAUACCCCUGUGCCUGAGCUUGAUGACCAUCGUUAUGAAUCCAAUGUAUCGCAACGGCUAGAGAGACCACGCCGAGGGACGUUUGACUCUCUAUAUGGCUCCCGUCAAAUUGACACUGACGCGGGACCCUUUACACCAGACAUCAGGAUUCGAGAUUUUGAGGAAGCCAUCAUAGAUGAAGAUGCUCUUGAGGUACCGCAGAUGGCUCGACACAGUCGUCGGCUUACAGUUGAGACAAUAAAUGAAGGCAGAUCAAUCUCUCCUCCCAAUUCGGUUAAAGCGUUCGCUCAAGCCCGACGACGUGAAAGAGACAUGUCAUUCUCGGAGCCAAAGUGCGACCAUGAAGAAGGGCACGGACGGUCUAUGUCAAUAUCCAGUCGACGCAGCCAUCGAAGCAGGGCUCGAACUAUAGAGAAGGAUGCGAGAAGUCUGUUGACAGAUAAAGCUGCCGAGGAGGAUGUAUGCUUCCCAUUACAGGACGGGCAUAGAAAUCACGAACUUCGAAUCGACUUCGACUAUUUGGAAAAUUUCAUCAAUGCGGAACGAGCUGCUCAAGCACAUAGUCGACCGAUGCCUUCUGAAUUCGAAGACUUGCGAAUUGAGUCUACAACUAGCCACCGAAACCAAGUGCCUACGGUGGAUGGUGACAUACUGGAAAUCCCAUCGGAUGACUCUAUACAAGAGAAACGCCCCACCGAAGUCGAUUCGAAGCCAACUCCCCACGCAACUGAUGGUAAUCGUUUCAGUUUUUUUUCCUCGGCAUGGGAGUCAACAAUCCACGCCGCCGAAAUGGGCGAUCUCGUUCUCCCUGGAGAGGAUAUUCGGGGUCUCUUUGAGCUACCCGAAGAUGAAGCAGAUGGUGUUUGGUGGCUGAAUGUGAAUACAGCAUCCAAAGAAGAAGUCCAAGGAAUUUGCAAGGCGUUCGGGGUGCAUCCUCUUACCAUUGAAGAUAUUAUUACACAAGAAGCCCGGGAGAAGAUCGAGCUCUUUCCAUCGUACUAUUUCGCGUGCUUCCGAUCCUUCAAUGUCGUUGAAGAGCCCGAUGGUAUUGAGUAUGAGCCCUUCAACAUAUAUGUUUUAGUAUUCCGUGAAGGCACACUCAGUUUCAGCUUUGCCCCGAACUCACAUGCAUCUCAAGUUCGGAAAAGAAUUACAGCCUUAAAGGAGUACGUCUCUCUUAGCAGCGAUUGGAUAUGCUAUGCAUUGAUACUCACCAAUAUGCCAAAAAGCGAUAAUAUCGUUGAUUCUUUUGCCCCUGCCAUCCGCACUAUCGAACUAGAAGCAGAUGCGAUUGAGGAUGAAGUGUUUGUAAUGCGCCAAGAUGACUCGAGCUCGUUUCUUCGUUCCAUAGGCCGUGUUCGUAAAAACUGCAUGGCUUUAAUGCGACUUCUUGGAGGUAAGGCUGAUGUCUUGCGAGGGUUCACCAAGCGAUGCAACGAAAAUUACCAAGUCACACCGCACAUGGACAUUGGUAUGUAUUUGGGCGAUAUUCAAGAUCAUGUUGUUACAAUGGCAACAAAUCUCGGCCACUUUGAGAAGAUGCUGUCACGAGCACACAGCAACUACCUGGCGACACUUUCGAUCAACAAUAUUUCACAAGGAACAGACACGAACAGGGUCUUGAGCAAGAUCACGUUUCUUGCAUCCGUUCUUGUGCCACUUAACCUCAUUAGCGGUGUGUUUGGAAUGAAUGUCACUGUGCCGUUUCAAGGCACUGGCAGUCUCGCCGCGUUCUUCACUAUUAUUGGGAUCAUGGUAUUUGUUUGCUCACUGAUUCUGGGAUUGGCUCGUUGGAAGAGGUACAUUUGA